This is a messenger RNA of Paramuricea clavata, 1977 nucleotides long. The record is from the annotation of a GenBank genome assembly. Lineage: Eukaryota; Metazoa; Cnidaria; Anthozoa; Malacalcyonacea; Plexauridae.
AUGUCAUACUCAAUAUUAGCAUAUGAUGAUGAUGAUAGUUCACCUACAUGUACUGCACAUUACAUUAAAAACAUAAAAGACAAGCACACUUUAGUUAAUACUAUCUUUAACCUAGCAAACACAAAAAUCAAGGAUGAAAUUGUAAAUUUUGAAAUUCAAUUUUUGGCUUGUUCUUCUGAAUUAACUAACUGUGAAAGAAAAAUAAUUAUGAAAAAACACAGACAAAACUAUAUAAAUGACUUCAUUGAACCAGCUCUAAAGAAACAAAAGCUAGAAACAAAGCAGAUGAAAUACAAAACAAUGGCGAAGGAGAAAAGACAAAGACUGCUUACUAAAAAGAAGAGUUAUAAACAAACAAUGAGUACAGAACAAAAGCAAAAAGCACAGGAGAAUAAAAGAUUAAUGUAUGAAACAAUCGAUCAACCAAAGAGAAAGGAACUGCUGGCUAAAAAUAUGAAUUAUAAAGAAACAAUGAGUAAAGAACAAAAGCAAAAAGUAUUGGAGAAUAAAAGAGUAAAGUAUGAAACAAUGGAUCAAUCAAAGAAAAAGGAAUUGCUUGCUAAAAAUAUGAAUUAUAAAGAAACAAUGGGAGAAGAACAAAAACAGAAACUAUUAGAGAAGAAGAGAGCCAAAUAUCAAACAAUGGAUAUAUCAAACAAAAAGGAGUUCAUUGCUAUCAACUCAAGCAAAAUCAUGUCAAAUCGAAUGUCGUUGGAUUCAAAACAAAAAAAUAAUUUGCUGAAUAGAGAGAAAGAAAAACGGAUGGAAAAGAAACCUCUAACUCAUGAUAUUGACACAUACAUUGAAAAAUUUAAACAACAAAUUAAAGCUGGCCCAUUUUACAUAUGCUGUGUCUGUAACCGAAAAUUAUAUAAAAAGUUAGUAGUAAUCCUACAGAAAAAUAAAUAUUCUCGCCAGGAUUGUUUUAUGUGUCAAUGUUGUUCUGAUAGCAAAGAGUACAUCUGCAAAACUUGCCAUGCUAAAUUACUUAAAGGUCAACAGCCUUGUCAAGCUGUGAUAAACAAUUUAUUUGUUGAUGAAACCCCUACUGAACUUGCUGCAUUAGAAAAACUUGAACAAAUUCUUAUUGCACAAAGAAUAGUCUUUGAAAAAAUUGUAGUAAUGCCAAAAGGACAACAAAGAAAAAUUAAAGGUGCAAUAUGUAAUGUACCAGUUGAAUGUAGUCAAACGUGCAAUGUUCUUGCCAGACCACCUGACAGAUCUGGGAUAAUGUUACUUAAAAUAAAAAGGAAACUUCAAUUUAGAGGUCGUGUUUACUUCCAAGCAGUUCGCCCUCAGUUUGUAAUUAGUACAUUAAACUGGCUUAUAGCAAACAACCCUUUAUAUAGAAACAUUGAAAUUCAAUGUGACAAUAUUAGCUCAGACUUAACUAAUUUGAACUGCCCUGAUACUGAUCAAGAAAAUAUAGAUGAGCCAUUGCAAUUGCAAAGUAAUGUAAAUAGAGAACUGUGUAAUGAAGAUGUCGAAGAACAAGAUGAUCCAUUAAAUGAACACCGUUCAGCAGCAAGCGAAACCUGUCUUCAGUCCAUCUUGCCAAAUUAUCCUGUUAACCUGGACAAUACAAAUUGUAAUUCAACAGGUAGAGAAGUUUUCAACAUUGCACCAGGUGAAGGUAAACAUCCAGUAUCAUUGAUGACUGAUAAGCUUUGUGAGGAACUCUCAUUUCCAGUACUCUUUCCAAAGGGACGAUUUGGUUAUACCUGUGAACGAGACAUAAAAUUAUCUCCAAUAAAAUAUUUUAAUGCUCGCAUCUUGCAUUAUAGUGGAAAAUUUGCAACCAAUCCAGAGUAUAUAUUCUUUGCACAAUUCAUUAUGGAACAGAAAAGGAUUUCUGAUAGUAUUAAUAUAGCUCUUAAAAAAGUACAUGGCCAGUCAGUCACAGCAUCGCAGGUAAAGUCAAACAGUCAAGCUUUUCAAAAUCUUCUUUCGCAAGAUCAAGCAUAUUUGUUUUUAUGA